AUGCACCCACAUGACAAACAUUCUUCAAGUCAGAAUCCUUUGUUAGCAAACAAAGAUUCACGAGAUGUUGAACUUCAGGAAACUGUUGCUCAACCGGUUGAGGAACAACAGUUCAUGAACUCGACCGCAACGAAUGCCAAUGUUUCAGUCAUCAAUGCUUCUAACGACAAUACACAAAAUAACUCGGAUCGAAAUGUAGAAGCAACAACGAGGAAGGAAGAUGACGAAAUCAUUCUCGAAGAUGACCAACACUUGGAUAUUCAUUACAAACCACCCUCAAUUCUUCACCAUGUGAUUGCUGACAAGUCCAUUCAAUUUUCAACUCUGCCAUCGUCGACCACACAAUCAGAACAUCAACAACACUUUAUUCAUCAUCAUUAUCAUCAUUUUACUAACUCUGAAAGCAGCUCUCGUGAUGAAAAGAAGAAUCCCUUACUGAAUGAGAAACAACCAUCUUCAACAAUUCCAACAACCACACAACCACAACAGACCACUCAUUUUCCAUCCAUAGUAUUAUUUAAUACUCCUUUCCAAGUGAUGGAAAAGAUGAAAUCAGAGGGUGUUCGAAAGUCAAAGCUCACUGUGGAUCAAUUGAUUAUUCUUUCCUUGUUUGCAGGUAUUUUCAAAGGAAUUGGAUGUACCUUGUCAUUGCUCACUGCUGGAAAUUCUCGAAGCCUGGAAGAGGAAAAUCCUGGAUUACAAAAAUUCUUCUUUGGAGCUGUAUUUCCCAUUGGUUUGGUUUUAAUUUCAGCAACUGGUGCUGAACUUUUUACUGCAAAUGUACUCGUGCUAUUGGUAGGAUUGUUUUCAAGGAAAUGGCGAUCUAAAAAAUUCUUCAUUCAAUUUACCCAAUUCUCAAAGAAUUUAUUCGUGAGUUAUGUGUUUAACAUGUUAGGGGCCUUUUUGAUGGCUUAUUUCUUUGUUUAUCUUAGCCAACCAUGCUGUACUGCUUAUUGGAUUGAAUAUAUUAAAAAUUUAGCAGUAGCUAAAACCUCAAGAUCAUUUGGAGCUUGUUUGGCCUCUGGAAUUGUUUGUAACAUAUUGGUCACGAUGGCUGUCUAUAAUUCACAGGCUGCAACAACUAUGGAGGGAAAGAUCCUUGGAAUUUGGUUUCCAAUUAUGACUUUUGUGGCCAGUGGAUAUGAGCAUUGUGUAGCAAAUGCUUUUUUCAUUCCUUUAGGCAUGUUGUACGGAGCAAAUGUGUCUCUUUACGAUUUUUUCAUUGGAAACCUUCUUCCUUCUACCAUAGGCAACAUUAUUGGAGGAGCUCUUGUUAUUGGAUGUUUGCUUUACUAUGUAUAUGAUUACAGAAAUAGACAUAAAAGAAUAUUGUUCAACGUCAUCGAGUUCGUUUGGGGUAAAAUCAAGGAAAAAUACCGAGCCAGAAACCCAACAGCGAGGUUGGAGCAAGUGUCAACACAAAGCUAA
Messenger RNA from Naegleria lovaniensis, 1428 nucleotides. RefSeq lists its product as uncharacterized. The transcript is spliced from 4 exons. The record is from RefSeq and is a predicted model, not a curated record. Lineage: Eukaryota; Heterolobosea; Eutetramitea; Acrasida; Naegleriidae. Gene Ontology annotation, molecular function: high-affinity secondary active nitrite transmembrane transporter activity. Bases 1 to 1428 code for a protein of 475 amino acids. Gene Ontology annotation, biological process: nitrite transport; transmembrane transport. Gene Ontology annotation, cellular component: membrane.